CAUUCCGUUCCGUUCGAAGAGCUGCUGCUCGCGAGUCAACGUCCCUCUGACCCCCCGCUCUUCGGACACUAGACAACAGCAGAACAAAAUGCAGGAGGAUGGCAAGGUGGUGGACGGCAGUCUCCUAGGCGACGCCAACGGAACUGAGCCGCAUGUGGGCCGGAAGAAGUCGACGGCCGGGAAAUGGAAGCGACCGCGACUCACACGCAAGGCCCUGAUGAGGUGCUGUCUAGUGAAGUGGAUACGAUCCAACGCAGCAACACAGGAGAAAGACGACAGUAGUGAUAGUGAUCUGGAGUUGUCCACGGUGCGCCACCAACCGGAGGGUUUGGACCAGCUGCAGUCGCAGACCAAGUUCACCAAGAAGGAACUGCAGUCUCUAUACAGGGGAUUCAAGAACGAGUGUCCCAGUGGCCUGGUGGAUGAGGAGACCUUCAAGACCAUCUACUCCCAGUUCUUCCCACAGGGGGAUGCCACCACAUAUGCCCACUUCCUCUUCAACGCAUUCGACCUCGACCGAAACGGAUCCAUUCGCUUCGAGGACUUCGUGAUUGGUCUGUCCGUGCUGCUGAGAGGCUCCGUGACUGAGAAGCUGAACUGGGCAUUUAACCUCUACGACAUCAACAAGGACGGAUACAUCACCAAAGAGGAGAUGCUGAUGAUUAUGAAGUCUAUCUAUGACAUGAUGGGCCGCUACACGUACCCGAUGGUGAGAGAUGAGGCCCCCAAUGAACACGUGGACAAGUUCUUCCAGAAAAUGGACCGCAAUAGAGAUGGGGUGGUGACCAUCGACGAGUUCAUGGAGACUUGCCAGAAGGAUGAGAACAUCAUGAGUUCCAUGCAGCUGUUUGAGAACGUCAUCUAGAACCCCUCUCCGGUCCUAAGAGAGACAGGCCUGCACUGACCCGUUCUUCAGAACCGCUCCUGUUCUAAUGGACCCAGGCCUGCACC
Molecule: messenger RNA, 951 nt
Organism: Engraulis encrasicolus (European anchovy)
Lineage: Eukaryota; Metazoa; Chordata; Actinopteri; Clupeiformes; Engraulidae
Gene: kcnip3a
Product: Kv channel interacting protein 3a, calsenilin
Exons: 11
Coding region: 89-865 (258 amino acids)
Biological process (GO): regulation of potassium ion transmembrane transport; negative regulation of transcription by RNA polymerase II
Cellular component (GO): voltage-gated potassium channel complex; nucleus
Molecular function (GO): calcium ion binding; DNA-binding transcription repressor activity, RNA polymerase II-specific; potassium channel regulator activity
Source: RefSeq, a predicted model, not a curated record